Molecule: messenger RNA, 4757 nt
Organism: Lemur catta (Ring-tailed lemur)
Lineage: Eukaryota; Metazoa; Chordata; Mammalia; Primates; Lemuridae
Gene: ANO1
Product: anoctamin 1
Exons: 28
Coding region: 106-3231 (1041 amino acids)
Biological process (GO): chloride transmembrane transport
Cellular component (GO): plasma membrane
Molecular function (GO): protein dimerization activity; chloride channel activity
Source: RefSeq, a predicted model, not a curated record
CACUUGAGAUUCCAGCAGCAGAGGUGUCACAGCCGGGUGGGGUGAUCCUGGCAUUCAGACCUGCCACUGGGUAGCCCGAGGCCAGCCACAGGUGACACGAGUCUGAUGGAGGAGACGGCGCUGGACCCCCUGCUGGCCAAGGCCGCCGGGGCCGUGGAUGGGGAGGGCGCGCCGCCCGGCGGUCCCAGCGCACAGGCGGCCGCGAUGAGGGUCAACGAGAAAUACUCGACGCUCCCGGCCGAGGACCGCAGCGUCCACAUCAUCAACAUCUGCGCCAUCGAGGACAUCGGCUACCUGCCGUCCGAGGGCACGCUGCUGAACUCCCUGUCCGUGGACCCGGAUGCCGAGUGCAAGUAUGGCCUGUACUUCAGGGACGGCAAGCGCAAGGUGGAUUACAUCCUGGUGUACCAUCACAAGAGGGCCUCGGGCAGCAGGACGCUGGCCAGGAGGGUCCAGCACGGCGACACUGCCCCGGGGGCGCGCAGCGUCAAGCAGGACCACCCCCUGCCCGGGAAGGACAGGCCGCUGGAAGCAGGCUCGCCCGAGCCCCCGAUGGACUACCACGAGGAUGACAAGCAGUUCCGCAGGGACGAGUAUGAGGGCAACCUCCUGGAGGCCGGCCUGGAGCUGGAGCGGGACGAGGACACUAAAAUCCACGGACUUGGGUUUGUGAAAAUCCACGCCCCCUGGAACGUGCUGUGCAGAGAGGCUGAGUUUCUGAAGCUGAAGAUGCCCACCAAGAAGAUGUAUCACAUCAAUGAGACCCGUGGCCUCCUGAAAAAAAUCAACUCCGUGCUCCAGAAGAUCACGGACCCCAUCCAGCCCAGAGUGGCCGAGCACAGGCCCCAGACCAUGAAGAGACUCUCCUAUCCCUUCUCCCGGGAGAAGCAGCACCUAUUUGACCUGUCAGAUAAGGAUUCCUUUUUCGACAGCAAGACCCGGAGCACAAUAGUCUAUGAAAUUUUGAAGAGAACGACAUGUACCAAAGCCAAGUACAGCAUGGGGCAAGGCGAGGGAAGAAAGAAGGACUCCGCCCUUCUAAGUAAAAGGCGGAAGUGUGAGCAGUACGGCAUCACGAGCCUGCUGGCCAAUGGCGUGUACUCUGCUGCAUACCCACUGCACGAUGGGGACUAUGAAGGCGAAAACGUGGAGUUCAAUGACAGGAAGCUCCUGUACGAAGAGUGGGCGAGGUACGGCGUCUUCUAUAAGUACCAGCCCAUCGACCUGAUCAGGAAGUACUUCGGGGAGAAGAUCGGCCUGUACUUCGCCUGGCUGGGCGUGUACACCCAAAUGCUCAUCCCCGCCUCUGUCGUGGGCAUCAUCGUGUUCCUGUACGGCUGCGCCACCGUGGACGAAAACAUCCCCAGCAUGGAGAUGUGCGACCAGAGACACAACAUCACCAUGUGCCCCCUUUGCGACAAGACCUGCAGCUACUGGAAGAUGAGCUCAGCCUGCGCCACGGCCCGGGCCAGCCACCUCUUCGACAACCCGGCCACCGUCUUCUUCUCCGUCUUCAUGGCCCUGUGGGCUGCCACCUUCAUGGAGCACUGGAAGCGGAAACAGAUGCGGCUCAAUUACCUGUGGGACCUCACAGGCUUCGAGGAGGAGGAGGAGGCUGUUAAGGAUCAUCCCAGAGCCGAAUAUGAAGCCAGAGUCCUGGAAAAGUCUCUGAGGAAAGAGUCCAAAAACAAAGAGAAGCGCCGGCACAUUCCAGAGGAGUCGACAAACAAAUGGAAGCAGAGGGUUAAGACAGCCAUGGCGGGGGUGAAAUUGACAGACAAGGUGAAGCUGACCUGGAGGGACCGGUUCCCCGCCUACUUCACCAACCUGGUAUCCAUUAUCUUCAUGAUCGCAGUGACGUUUGCCAUCGUCCUUGGCGUCAUCAUCUACAGAAUCUCCACGGCCGCUGCCUUAGCCAUGAACUCCUCCCCCUCCGUGCGGUCCAACAUCAGGGUCACGGUCACAGCCACUGCGGUUGUCAUCAACCUGGUGGUCAUCAUCCUCCUGGACGAGGUGUACGGCUGCAUAGCCAGGUGGCUCACCAAGAUCGAGGUCCCAAAGACGGAGAAGAGCUUCGAGGAGAGGCUGAUCUUCAAGGCUUUCCUGCUGAAGUUUGUGAAUUCCUACACUCCCAUCUUUUACGUGGCUUUCUUCAAAGGCCGGUUUGUGGGACGCCCGGGCGACUACGUGUACAUUUUCCGCUCCUUCCGCAUGGAGGAGUGCGCGCCGGGGGGCUGCCUGAUGGAGCUGUGCAUCCAGCUGAGCAUCAUCAUGCUGGGGAAGCAGCUGAUCCAGAACAACCUGUUCGAGAUCGGCAUCCCGAAGAUGAAGAAGUUGAUCCGCCACCUGAAGCUGAAGCGGCAGAGCCCCCCAGAGUACGAGGAGCACGUGAAGAGGAAGCAGCGCUAUGAGGUGGACUACAACCUGGAGCCCUUCGCCGGCCUCACGCCCGAGUACAUGGAAAUGAUCAUCCAGUUUGGCUUUGUCACCUUGUUCGUCGCAUCCUUCCCGCUGGCACCGCUGUUUGCACUGUUGAACAACAUCAUCGAGAUCCGUCUGGACGCCAAAAAGUUCAUCACCGAGCUCCGAAGGCCGGUGGCUGUCAGAGCCAAAGACAUCGGUAUCUGGUACAAUAUUCUCAGAGGCGUUGGGAAGCUCGCCGUCAUUAUCAACGCCUUCGUGAUCUCCUUCACGUCCGACUUCAUCCCGCGCCUGGUGUACCUCUACAUGUACAGCCAGAAUGGGACCAUGCAUGGCUUUGUCAACCACACCCUGUCCUCCUUCAACGUCAGCGACUUCCAGAACGGCACAGCCCCCAAUGACCCCCUGGACCUGGGCUACGAGGUGCAGAUCUGCAGGUACAAAGAUUACCGGGAGCCCCCAUGGUCAGAACACAAGUACGACAUCUCCAAGGACUUCUGGGCCGUCCUGGCAGCCCGGCUGGCGUUUGUCAUCGUCUUCCAGAACCUGGUCAUGUUCAUGAGCGACUUUGUGGACUGGGUCAUCCCAGACAUCCCCAAGGACAUCAGCCAGCAGAUCCACAAGGAGAAGGUGCUCAUGGUGGAGCUGUUCAUGCGGGAGGAGCAGGGCAAGCUGCAGCUGCUGGACACCUGGAUGGAGAAGGAGCGCAAGAAGGACGAGCCGAGCAACAACCACAGCCCCAGAGCCGGCCCGGACAGCCUCGGCGGCGGCCCGGCCCCCGACCAGACAUACCACGGUGGUGUCCUGUAGCCGGGCCUCCGACCAACGGGCACCCCUCCCCGGGCAGGCGGCUUCUGGCCCCACCAGGGCCCGGUGGCUCCUGUGUUUUCUGCAAACACGAAGGACCCCUUUCUGAUAGGACAACAUUUUUUUUUCUUCUGUUUUUUUUUUUCCUUUGUUUUUGCACAAAACCAUUAUGCAGGGAAUUUUUUUUUAUCUUUAAGUAUUCAAGGUGAAUCAAAAUGAUGGCUGGUGAUUGGGCAAUAAUUACAUAUAGCAAAGGCAGGUGCUUUGCGGAAACAAUUCUUGGAAACCUUGAGUUUCUUUGCAGGGGAGGGUGAGCAGAGGCCCCUGGAAAUCCUCCUUUUUAAUCCUUCUGUUGCCUUACGGUAGAUGCACAAUGGUAUGCCGGGGCACUGGGCAAAGUGAUGUUUCGGGGAGGACCGAGAAGCCAAGAAGGAAUAAUGAUGUUGACCUCGGUUCCCAAAGGGGUCACCUGCCUCUGUGGAUGACUUUUAAUCAUCUUUGCCUUCGGUAAUUUCAGAAGCUGAGACACCCCGGUCAGAGAGAGAAGUGCCCCAUCCCUGUCCACACGGGGUGUAUGGGAGUGUCCAGUUCACUCUUAGCGGACUAGGCAGGUGCGGGUGUCCCUGCUUAAGCAGGUCACAGUACCCUUGGCUUUGCAGCCCUUGCAGGCCCCUCUAUCCGCCGCACCCCUGCCCCCGUCACACCGAGCUGACCUCAGAGUUGUUCAUCUUCCUUGUGGGACAAAACCAGGUGACGGGAAAGUGGGCAGGGAGAAGUUACCUCGGAAGCAUUUUUAAGGUUGGCUUAAGGAUUUCAAGAUGUCUUAAGACUUCCAGGGUGGCAGCUCGUUCGAAGCUUUAGAAUAUUUAUUGGUAUUUUUUUAAAUCAAUUAUUUAGUAGAUUUGAGGAUUUUUUUCUGUAGUUCAAAGGUGGGAGGAGCUUAUUUUAUUAGAUAACCAAAUAUCAUUGAGAGGAAUUUGAAAUACUGUCACUACCAAAGAUUUUUAUUAAUAAAGGCUUCUAUUUUGAUAACAUUUCUCUAUAUUUUUACUCACAGGGAUGUCACUGUUAGACAAUUAUCAUUUAAAAAGCUUGUAAAAACAAGUCUCAUACAUGCUAUGAGCAAUCUAAAUUUGCAGCAAUUACACUAACCAAUUCUCUGAAAUUUCUCAAGCACCAAGAGAAACAUAAAAAGAAAUGUCUCAUCGAAGGCGGGAAGAAAAACUGUGAAUAUGUUUGUUUUGAACGUAUCCUUGGUGCGAUGCUGACAUUCCCGCAAUGCGCUGCCUGAGAUCCAAGUCCGUAGGUGUCUUGGGUUUCCAUUACCAGCUAAAAUCAUGCAAACUGAUGCUUCUGUUUUCUCUUGUACAGUAAGUAGUUUGAAAUGGGGUUUUUGUAUAUAAAUAUUGUAUUAAAAUUAGGUGAUUACCAAAAAUCCUUUUAUGGAAACCAUUUUUUUAAAAGUGAAUGUACACAAAUCCACAGAGGACUGUGGCUGAACAUUCAUUGAAAUAAAUUUGAAUACACGA